AAUUGCAAAUGGCCAAGAAAGAUCAAACUCGAAGGAAGGAGCCGAAGAGGCGAAAAGCGAAGAUAUAGAAGCGAGAGAGAAGAUGAGUUCUUCUGGUUCGACUAAGGGUGGGAGAGGAAAACCCAAAUCCUCGAAAUCCAUCUCCAGAUCUCAGAAGGCCGGCUUGCAAUUCCCCGUCGGAAGAAUCGCCAGGUUCCUCAAGGCAGGAAAGUAUGCCGAACGUGUUGGUGCCGGUGCUCCCGUCUAUCUAUCUGCUGUGCUGGAGUACCUUGCAGCCGAGGUUCUUGAAUUGGCAGGAAAUGCAGCAAGAGAUAACAAGAAGAAUCGUAUUGUCCCUAGGCACAUACAACUUGCGGUGAGGAACGAUGAAGAGUUGAGCAAACUUUUGGGUACUGUUACUAUCGCUAACGGAGGGGUUUUGCCCAACAUUCAUCAGACUCUCUUGCCCAAGAAGAUCGGGAAAGGAAAAGGCGAGCUUGGUUCUGCAUCACAGGAGUUCUAGGGUUUUCACCCCUCUUUUUUGUUAUAGGAAAGAUCUUGUUUGAUAGUAUCGAUAAUGGGAUUUCUCUUGUAAUCAACGAAACCUUAUUUUUUCCCUUAUCUUUUAUGGAAAUACAAAAAGAAAUAAUUUUAUGAUAGCGUGAACGAUGGUUUUGCUUUUAGAAACAUUUCAUCAUCAAUGGGAAUUUGCUGGAACUUUACUUA
Nelumbo nucifera (sacred lotus) is the source of this 705-nucleotide messenger RNA. Its product is annotated as histone H2AX-like. Gene Ontology annotation, cellular component: nucleosome. The record is from RefSeq and is a predicted model, not a curated record. NCBI's taxonomy places the organism in Eukaryota, Viridiplantae, Streptophyta, Magnoliopsida, Proteales, Nelumbonaceae. Gene Ontology annotation, molecular function: DNA binding; structural constituent of chromatin; protein heterodimerization activity.